CCCGCAUAGUCUCCUGUAGGUGGCAACAGUGCCACCUGUUUGACUGGUGGGGCUGAGCCAAGGACUGAAGAGGGAGGAGGCAGACAACUCGGAGAGGAGCUGAGAAGCAGUGCAGAGCAGAGAGCAGAGCAGAGCUGCCGCUGAGAAAAGGUUACUCCUGGUUCCUGGGGUGGAAGGCUUUCCAACAGAGGGCUGCCUGAAGCUCGGCCAGAUCUGCCUCAACUUGCUGAACUCAGUUUGCCCCACCCGGGGCAGUUUCUCCUAAGUCCCCACCCUGGGCCCUCACCAUGGCCAAGUCCCCCGGCUGCUGCUCCGUCUGGGCCCGCUGCCUCCACUGCCUGUAUAGCUGCCACUGGAGGAAAUGCCCCAAAGAGAGGAUGCCAACCAGCAAGUGCGACUGCAUCUGGUUUGGUCUGCUCUUCCUCACCUUCCUCCUCUCCCUGGGCUGGCUGUACAUCGGGCUCAUCCUUCUCAAUGACCUGCACAACUUCAACGAAUUCCUGUUCAACCACUGGGGACACUGGAUGGACUGGUCCCUGGCAUUCCUGCUGGUCAUCUCUCUACUGGUCACAUAUGCAUCCCUGCUAUUGCUCCUGGCCCUGCUCCUGCGGCUCUGUGGCCAGCCUCUGCGUCUGCACAGCGUCCACAAGGUGCUGCUACUCUUCAUUAUGCUUCUUGUGGCCGCUGGCCUUGUGGGACUGGACAUCCAAUGGCAGCAGGAGUGGCGUAGCUUACGUCUGUCACUGCAGGCCACAGCCCCAUUCCUUCAUAUCGGAGCAGUUGCUGGCAUCACCCUUCUGGCCUGGCCUGUGGCUGAUACCUUCUACCGUAUCCACCGAAGAGCCUGCCCCCUACUCCCCGCAGGUCCCAAGAUUCUGCUACUGUUCUUAUUUUUUGGAAUUGCCCUGGCCAGCUACCUGGCCCCCCUGUGCAUCUCCUCACCCUGUAUCAUGGAACCCAGAGACUUACCUCCCAAGCCGGGGCUGGUGGGACACCGAGGGGCCCCCAUGCUGGCCCCCGAGAACACCCUGAUGUCCCUGCGGAAGACGGCUGAAUGUGGAGCUGCUGUGUUCGAGACCGACGUGAUGGUCAGCUCCGACGGUAUCCCCUUCCUCAUGCAUGACGAGCACCUGAGUAGGACCACAGAUGUGGCCUCUGUGUUCCCAACCCGAAUCACCACCCACAGCAGUGACUUCUCCUGGGCAGAACUGAAGAGACUCAAUGCUGGGGCCUGGUUUUUAGAGAGGCGACCCUUCUGGGGGGCCAAGCAGCUGUCAGGCACUGAUCGGAAAGAGGCUGAGAAUCAGACAGUGCCAACCUUGGAAGAACUACUGAAGGAAGCUGCCGUCCUCAACAUUUCCAUCAUGUUUGACCUGCGCCGCCCCCCGCCAAACCAUACAUACCAUGAUACUUUUGUGAACCAGACAUUGGAGACUGUGCUGAGUGCAAGGGUGCCCCAAGACAUGGUCCUUUGGCUACCAGACGAAGAUCGGGCUAAAGUACAACAACGAGCACCCAAAAUGCGCCAGAUAUAUGGACAGCAGGGAGGCAACAGAACUGAGAGGCCCCAGUAUCUCAACCUCCCCUAUCAAGACCUGCCACUGUUGGAUAUCAAGGCACUGCACCAGGAUAAUGUCUCAGUGAACCUAUUUGUAGUGAACAAGCCCUGGCUCUUCUCCCUACUCUGGUGUGCAGGGGUGGAUUCGGUCACCACCAACGACUGCCAGCUGCUGCAGCAGAUGCACUACCCUGUCUGGCUUAUUCCCCCUCAGACCUACCUUAUGAUGUGGAUCGUUACUGAUUGUGUCUCUACCCUGCUGCUUUUGUGGACUUUUCUGCUCCAGGGCCUUCCCCUUGCUCACUCCCUAUAUGCCCUCCCGACCCCCAGGCUUAGAAACAGCAGUGCUGCUGACCAGGAUCAACAAUUUCUUAAUGGAGUGAUGCUCUUCCCAGGAGCCCCACCAGCAGGAGUCUCAGGCCUGUCUGCAUUGGCCAAUGGCAAAGAAGGGAGAAUGGCUGAAGUGGAACGUUAGCAUGUUUGGGGUGGGGUAAAUUUUGCCAACAGGAGUUUUUGAACUAUGAGGGCACCCAGAUGGUAAGCAUGCCCCAAGUUUGCGUGGAAUCUGCUCCCCUUGGGGUUUUGACCUGAGAUGGUUGGGAAGACAGUGAGUCAUGAGAAGUUUCUCCCAAAAUGAAACUAGAACAGAGGAAGUGAAAAGGAGAUUGCCAAGAUAAUGUUUCAGACCUGUGCGCGCGUGUUCUUGUGUAGAAGGAACAGGGUGUGUCAGGGACGGGAGAGCUUGGAACAGUGGCUGAAGGAGAUGACAAAACGGCCUUUCCUGGAGAACUGUAAGAUGAUGGAGACACCAACCCUCCUCCCUUCACUGUCUCGCCUGAUCCCUGCAAUUUAGCUGCUUUCCUGCCUAGAGGCUGGGGGCUAAAGCCCAUCUAGCCAUGUAAUUCUGUGCCCACAGGUAGCUUCUUGCUGUGCACAGCCUUUUCUUCAAGACGGGUUGAUUCCUGUAUCUUGUCUGUUAAUCUGUUAAUCAAUGAAUUUAAUUCCCAUUUGG
Equus caballus (horse) is the source of this 2570-nucleotide messenger RNA. Lineage: Eukaryota; Metazoa; Chordata; Mammalia; Perissodactyla; Equidae. The record is from RefSeq and is a predicted model, not a curated record.